Messenger RNA from Malassezia pachydermatis, 201 nucleotides. RefSeq lists its product as hypothetical. Bases 1 to 201 code for a protein of 66 amino acids. The record is from RefSeq and is a predicted model, not a curated record. Lineage: Eukaryota; Fungi; Basidiomycota; Malasseziomycetes; Malasseziales; Malasseziaceae. The transcript is spliced from 2 exons.
AUGCAAGAGGAAGCGCGCGAAGGCGUUCUCAGUGAAGAAGUACAAUACGAAAGGGCUCUACGUGACUAUGAACAGCAAGGCCGUGAAGAGCUUGGUGAUGUUGAUAUUGAUGCCAUGCUACGUGUCGAAGAUGAUAUUGUUAAAGAAUCAAAAAUGCAUUUCGAUUAUGAACAAGAUUGUGUACAUAUGGAAAUAAACUAG